UGCUGCUGUAAGUUUCAAAGUUCAUGUACGAACUUCUUGCUCAGCACACACGGUCUAUGAAUGAAGCUUGAAUUAAAAAAAAAGACUUUCAAAAAAUAUAAGGCUUGCGGAUAAAAACCAAAGACAAUGGCAGACAGCAAUGAGAUGACAAUCAACCUUGUCGUCCUUGGAAGAACUCAAACUGGCAAAAGUGCUGCUGGGAACAGCCUGCUAGGCAGCUUGGACUUCGAAAGUCAUCUCUCCCCAUGCUCAGUGACCACCUGUUGCAGUCUUGGGCACAGCUGCCGUAUUUUGGGGAUUACACGAAGAAAUGGCUGUGAGCUAGCUCUCCGCGUUCGGGUACUUGACACUCCAAGCUACCCUCACAGCAGCCUGAGCAAAGAGCAGGUGAAACACACAGUAAGAUCCGGCCUGGCUCACCACUUCAGGGAGGAAGGUCUGCAUCUUGCUCUUUUAGUCCUGAGGGCUGACUUGCCUCUGUGUCCAGAUGAAAAUGAUCAAACAACUCAGUUCAUCCAGGAACUUCUAGGUCCCACAUGGAAGGAUUUCACUGCAGUUUUACUUACUCACGCUGACAAGGCAGCAGCAGCUGGAUUCAGUGAGGAAGCGUAUUUGCACAAAGCUUCAAGUACCCUGUUGUCACUACUGAGCUCAGUACAGAAUAAAUAUAUUUUCCUAGACAACCAGAAGAGCUUAAUUAAAGAGGAAAGAACUACUGUCUUAAGAAAGCUCUUAAAUUUUAUAAGACAAAAUAAUUCUCGAGUACUACUUAAACACGACAAGGAAUAGAAUUAGCUUUCAGGUGCUCAUUUGUCUAUUUUUUACGCUAUAUAGCAUCUAAUAGAAAUAGUAGAUAAGACAGCAACUUGAAUCUUCAAGACCCCUACCAAACACCUCUGAACAUACAUCUGGAAAUCUCUUUUCAGGUUACCAAACUGCAUGCCCUUCAUAGAGUACCUCACACUACUGAAUCCAGAACCCUAGUUUCAACCACAUGAGAACAAGCUAGUACUCAAAAUCACGCCCCCUAAUACGAGUGCAGUCAGUAAUAAGAUUUUAUGCUACACCUUAUUAUAAAUUGCAUUUCAUACACAACACAGAUCUGGAAGAAGAAAAAAAAAUAAAGACACACUAAAAAAAGCUUUCCAGUAUUAAAACUUAAGAUUUACCUACUGUAAAGGUAUAUAUAU
Messenger RNA from Centrocercus urophasianus (Greater sage-grouse), 1190 nucleotides. RefSeq names its product GIMAP family P-loop NTPase domain containing 1 (gene GIMD1). The record is from RefSeq and is a predicted model, not a curated record. Gene Ontology annotation, molecular function: GTP binding. The transcript has 3 exons. Bases 127 to 789 code for a protein of 220 amino acids. Lineage: Eukaryota; Metazoa; Chordata; Aves; Galliformes; Phasianidae.